Molecule: messenger RNA, 1692 nt
Organism: Jaculus jaculus (lesser Egyptian jerboa)
Lineage: Eukaryota; Metazoa; Chordata; Mammalia; Rodentia; Dipodidae
Gene: Wdr88
Product: WD repeat domain 88
Exons: 11
Coding region: 1-1692 (563 amino acids)
Molecular function (GO): protein binding
Source: RefSeq, a predicted model, not a curated record
AUGGCCUCGCCGCCACCGCCAGGCUCCCGGAUGGCCUCGGGCGAGGCCAGGAGGGGUUCUGGUGGAUCCCGCAGAGGUUCCGCUGCGGAUGCCAGGAAGGGCUCCGUUGAUGCCAGAAAGGGCUCCGUUGAUGCCAGGAAGGGCUCCACUGAUGCCAGGAAAGGCUCCGUUGAUGUCAGGAGGGGCUCCACCGACAUAAGGAGGGGCUCCACCGAUUCCAGGAGGGGCUCCACCGAUUCCAGGAGGGGCUCCACCGAUGCCAGGAGGGGCUCCACCGAUUCCAGGAGGGGCUCCACCGAUGCCAGGAGGGGUUCCGAUGCAGCCGGAAGGAAGGGCUCCAUCAAGUCCCUGCAAGAGAGCCGGAGAGAGAGCAGCUCCUCCACCGAGGCCAGCGUGCACGGGCCCCACAGGAUGCCCUGGGCCACCCUGGUGAAAGCCUUGGGCGGGUUCAAGUCGUCCCUCCCGGAAAUCCGCCGGGACAGGAUGCUGGCCGCCUAUGACCCUCUGGCCCUGGACAAGGACCUAGAGCCGUACGACAGCACGAUUUCGCCGCCAGAAGUGAAGGUCUGGGGCGACCAUGAGCCUCUCUCCAAGAUCCCAUAUAAAAUUCUGAGUGGGCAUGAGCAGAGUGUCACCUCCUGCCACUUCUGUGUGAGUGAUGCCAAGCUCCUCAGUGGCUCCUAUGACUGCACUGUGAGAUUGUGGGAUGUUUUCGAUGGAACUGUGAUUCGGGAAUUUGAGCCAAGGCCCAAGGCUCCAGUUUUGGGGUGCAGUGUCACGGCUGACAGCACAAGAGUCGUUGCGUCGUCCUAUGACAAGACAGUGAGGGUUUGGGACCUCGAGACAGGCCAGAUGCUGUGGAAGAUCAGGCACGACACGUUCGCAGUCUCCUGUAAGUUUUCUCCCAAUGGAAAAUUCGUGGUCUCAGCCUUGGAUGUGGAUCGUGGACUCUGCGUAGUGGAUGCAGAAAACAUCACCACUGUGAUUCAGGUCAAAGAUCAUCACAAGAGGUCCAUCACGUCAUGCUGCUUUGACUCCGACAGCCUGAGGGUGGCUUCCGUCUCCCUGGACAAGUCCAUCAAGAUCUGGGAUAUUACAUCCCAGGCCACACUGCUCACCAUCCCCAAGGCACACUCCAAUGCCAUCUCAGACUGCUGCUUCACCUUCAGCGGCCACUUCCUGUGCACCAGCUCCUGGGAUAAAACCCUGAAAAUAUGGAACGUCCACACAGGAGAAUUUCGGAACCGUGGGGCCUGCGUGACUCUGAUGCGGGGUCACGAAGGCUGUGUGAGCUCCUGCUCCUUUGCCAGAGACAGCUCUUUUCUAAUCUCUGGAGGGUAUGACAAGACAGUGGCCAUCUGGGACGUAGGAGAAGGAUACCGGAAGCUGUCCCUGAAGGGACAUGAUGAUUGGGUGAUGAAUGUUGCUGUUAGCAACAACAAGAAAUGGAUCCUCUCGGCUUCCAAGGACAAGACGAUGAGACUGUGGAAUAUUGAGCAAAUCGACAAAAUUCCUUUGGUAAUCGAGUACAAAAAGUCCAUGGGUUUAAAGGUGAAGCAGUGUAAGGGGUGUGACCGGCCUUUCUCCAGCUUUGGUAGCGACAGCCCGUCUGAAAUCUUCACCCGGUGCGUGUUCUGCCGGAGAGAAGGCAAGGACAUUCCAGAAGACGGCUCAUCGUCCUCAGAGGGCUGA